Molecule: messenger RNA, 4896 nt
Organism: Stylonychia lemnae
Lineage: Eukaryota; Ciliophora; Spirotrichea; Sporadotrichida; Oxytrichidae
Source: the annotation of a GenBank genome assembly
AUGAGUGGAGCACUUUAGAGAAUUUCGAAUACUGCAAACUACAUUCACGAAAAUAGCAACACAGUUUCAGAGGAAUUCAAUCAAUUCAGUCCCUAACAAAACCCUUUUCUAAGAGAUCAAAACAUCAUCAGCUCUUCACAGUAGUAGAAAUUUAAGGUGAAUGGUUUGCAAAUGUCGGGAGGAUAGAAAGAAAGAGACUCAAUCACCAGUAUAAAAAGUAAUCACGGUAUGCAGAUUUCAGGUUCUCACCAAACCAAUAUUUUAAAGACAGUAGCUGGCAAUAUCAUGGAUCAUAAACCUAAUAUUCAAAUGUUUGAAAAUGCACAAUCUUCAUAAAUUUCUAGAUACAAUCCAAUUGAAGAUAAUAGAGAAGGAUAUAAUGAUAAAGGAAGUGUGAUGAGCAAUCUUAUGGGUUAAGGCAUUAUCGGUUAGCAUCAAAAUUAAAUUAAUGGAGGAAGUUUGGUCUAAGGUACCAAAUCUACAACUGCUUUAAAUAGUGUGGGUAAUCUCAUCACGAGAGACUAGUAAUUAAAUCCUAAUCAGUCAACUACUAAUAGCCAAAUUAUGCUACUCAGAAAUAGCAUAGGAUAAAAUUCGAACAUUAAUCAAAAUCUUGGAGGAUUGACAACGACAGGAGGAUUAUUUUAACAACAAAAUCCAAUAUCAAAUAGAGUAGUAAGUGGAACUUAGAACAUCAACACAAGCGCAUCAAAUAUGGGUAAUAAUCAGUAUUUCAAAAAUGCGAAGGCUCAUCAAAACGAUAGAGUCUCUACACAUCAAACUUACGAUAAGAAAAAUAUUUUUUCAUAAACUGGAGGAAAUACACUUAUCAAUCAAAAUGGUACAUAAAGUAAUCAGACCGGUUUACUUCCUAGAAUCUCAAACUUACGCAACGAAGUCACAAUACUAUUUAAAAAUACAAAUGGAAGCCAAAACAACUAAGUACCUCAAUAGUUGUUUACUAAUACUUAGGGAAAUAAUAUGGGUGCGUCUAAGACAAAUAACACAGCAGGUGGAAGAAUGAAUAGUAAACCAAUGUCUUCACCUAGAGCAGUCAACUAAAAUCUAAAUAAUUUUAAUGGAUAGUAGUCAAUACUAGCUGAUAACACCUACACUGGGACUAAGAAUUUAAUGGAUAGACUACUUUAGCAUCCGUAAUAAUAGCAUAGUCUAGAUUUCAAUCAUAACUAGAAAAAACUCCUUCAGAGCAACCAGGAGAAUAACAUCAUGAUACUGAAGGAUGAUUAUUCAAAAAGUUUGAUAGAACAUAGUGAAAGCUUGAAUGGAAAAACUAGAAAGAGGCUAAGGAGUAAUCAUUAGCAGAAGCAUGCAAACCCUGGAAACACCACUGAAAAGGAUGAACCACCUUUUUAUACUCAGCAUGAUGUUGAUGAAAGUUUCAAUUCAGAUAGUAAUCAAAAAUAAGUAUAGCUAUACUAUUCUGAAAAAGUAGGUGGAAUACAGGAGAGUUAAAUUGUUUAUGAUUAUCAUAUUAAGCAUGGCAUGAUUAAGGAUGAUAUGAGUAUUGGAGGUUUUAAUAAACAGACGUUUAGUAAUGAUGAUUAGCAUUAGCUUGCAUUGACUCCUCAGAUAAUGUCCAGUUAAUCAAAUAAGAGAAGAAAUAAUGUAUCUAAGUAGUAAGAAAAUAUCCUAAGCUAAUAAUAACAAAUGUUUAUUAGCUAAUAACAAAAAUAAUAAUUCUUUGCGAGAAGAACAGGGAGUAAUAAAGAGUAAGCUGGUCCUUUCUAAUAUCCCAACUAAUUCUAGUAUAAGACUUAGAUGGGGUAAAUUUAAACCUCCUUUGAUUAGAAUACUCAUCUUAAUAAUCUAUCUCCAUUAAAUGCCCAUCUUUAGAACAAUCAAAAUGAGAAUAGUCCAAUGCUAUAAAAUCUUAACAGUGCAGAAUAUUAGCGAAUGAACUCAUAUACCUAUAAAAAUUAGAUGCAGCACUAUCAUCAAAUGAGAGAUUAAAAAUCAGAUGAAAAUUCUCCCGAUAAGCUAUUAGAGUCAGAUUUAAGCAAAUCAAAGACUUAAUAGCCUAAUGCUCAAUAAGAAGUUUAACCCAAAAUACCUGUUAUUUGUGGAUUCCAUAAAAGAGUAUUACUACUAACAUCAUAGGUUGGUGUCACAGGACCUAACUAGAAUUCAUAAAAUGCAAUGGCUUAAACUAGAAGAAUAAGAAACAAAAAUCCAAACUGCAAUCAUAAUAACAACUUCACUUUCUAUUAGCCUUCUUAUAAUAAUGUCAAGUAUGACGAUUCCUAUAAAAAGAAAGAAGAAGUAUUAAGGAAAGUCUUCUUUAAGGAAUGUGCUAAGGAGGAGGAAAAGAGGACCACAAACUCAGCUUAAAAUCCCACAAACCCAAAUUAGAGUGGUUAAGUUACCAAACCCAGCCAUCAAUAGAAUAAGGUGAGUAUGAAUGAUCCAAUAGCACAUCUGAAAAUAAUCGAAAAUGCUAUAUGUCAAUCUUUAUUUACUGAUUAUGAAAACAGUAAAAAUUCAAAUAACAGCGGUAUUUAUGCUUCACAAUCUACCAGAGGACCAACUUUAAUGACAGAACUUGGACUGGAGUAAGCUAUUGUUGCUCAUAAAUCCUUUUUACUUGCCCUAAUUUAAGCUGGUAAGAUCAUCAAUGAAAAUAUGUUCAAGGUACUCCAUGAGUUUAAACAGAGUGCUAGAGAUUUUGAUAAUGAAUGUAUCUAUUGCAAAUACUCUUAAUAUGCUCUAAGGGAAAGUGCAAAAGUCGGAACAACCUCCUCUUUUGUUAAGAGUACUGGAGAUAGUGAAACUCUUAUGAUUACAGAUGGCACAACCUAACCAUAAGAUCCGAGAAUAGAUAAUCUUGUGAGAAUGUUUCAAAGUCAACUGUUCAAGAGAUCUUUCAUUAAUACUUCCUUGAUGAUUAUUUAAAGGAAAAUGAAUGAAAAACUUUUGGCUAAAUAAAAAUCAGGUGCUCCUGAUAAGAAUGAUAAAAAGAAAAGUCUACCUACUGGUGGAUCAAAAGAUCAAUAGCAAAAGAAAGGUUCAAAUACCAACACUAAUCCAUAAAAUGCUGUAACAGUUCCAUAGUCGUCAUUGGAUUAAUUAAGCAAUUAGAUGCAGAAGUUGGCCAAAAAUUUAUCUAAUCCAAAAGAUAAAGAAAAGUUUUUAGAGCUUAAGGAGAAAUAUUACAAAGAAUUUCUGCUAAAAAUAAAUCAAAGCAAUGGUAUCAGCAUAAAUUUUCCAAAAACUAGCUUUGUGCCAUACAAAUAUUAUGUUGGUAAAGGUAAUAACUCUCUUCUUGUAAGAAACUGCCUUAAGUAAAGAUUUUGGUGGUCUAUGGGAGAUUUUGAGGAGUGGCAUGAGUAUAACUUUAUUUGGACAUAGUGGAAAUCCAACAAAAUUAUUAGUGUGAUAAAAUCCAAUCAGGAUGUAAUUUAAGCAUAAAAGGAUGAGGGAACUAGAUCAGGCCUAACCUCUGGUGGAACUACAGCAGUAGGUACUUCUGACUCUUUGCUGUCUACUCAGAUGACUGUAACUGACAGAGAUAGUAAUUCCUCUGUUGAGACUCUUCUUGCUACUCCUACUAGAAGAAAAAGAGCAUCAACACUUCCUCAGAAUGCCAGUUAAAUAACAUAAAAUAACUUAGCAGCAAACAAGAAAGGUGCUAAUAGUUCUAUAAGUAAUAGCGCUAGUAAAAACAUCAAAUUACAAAAUGUAAAUGCAGCUGCUGCAGCAAAUAAUGAAGAAAAAGAACCGAAAUAGCAAACAUCUCAUAGCAUAAUAACUUACGGCCACAUGGAAAAUAAUUUCCAUCUCAGUAAUAAAAAAGCUAUUUAUUACAAUAUGAAGAUAUAUUAUGAGUCUAUUGGAUAAGAUUGGUGGAAAGUCCUACCCCUUACUUUCCAUGUUAAGGAAGGUCCAAAUGACAAAGAAUUCUUAAAAUUCUAAGAAAUAUUUAAAGGAAAUGAUAAUGGCCAAUAUGGCAAUCUUGAUAAACUUGGGAAAACUAUAUGGAUUGUGAAGCCUGGUGAAAAUACUAAUAGAGGCUGUGGUAUUUAAGUGUGUAGAGAGAUACAAUAAAUAAGAGAAAUAGUUUCAAACACUAAUGUCAAUGGGUAAAAAAGAUCCUAUAUAAUAUAAAAAUAUAUUGAAAAGCCUCUGCUUUAUAAAAACAGAAAGUUUGACAUCAGAUGCUAUGCAUUGAUCACAACUGUUAAUGGAAACAUGCAAGGAUAUUGGUAUAAUGAAGGAUAUCUCAGAACAAGUAGUAAAGAUUUCAAUCUCAAAAAUGUAACUAACAGAUUGAUCCAUCUAACUAAUGACGCUGUUCAAAAGAAGUCAGACGAUUAUGGUAAAUUUGAGUCAGGGAAUAAACUAUCAUACUCAGAUUUCUAAAAGUAUCUCGACUCGAUCGAAGUAAAAUGCAACAUUGUAAAAGAGAUUGUUCCACAGUUAAAGAAAAUUGCGACUGACACUAUCAAAGCUGUUUCAAGGAAACUAGACCCUCAUAGAAGACAUAACACUUUUGAAAUAUUUGGGUAUGACUUCAUGAUUGAUGAGGAUUUAAGACCUUGGCUAAUCGAAGUCAAUACCAAUCCAUGUCUAGAAUUGUCUGCCCCAUAUCUAGCUAGGCUCAUUCCAACUAUGAUCGAAAAUGCAGUCAAGUAAUUUAAAUAAUUAUUUAUUUUCUUUAGAAUCGCUGUUGAUCCAUUGUUUCCACCUCCACCUUGGCCUAAUGCUAAGAAACAUAUGAUCCCUGAUUGCACUGAUAAUAAGUUUGAGCUUGUAUUUAAUGAAUCUACAGAUGCAUAAGAGUUGAAAAAUUUACCUAUAGAUGAUACCAUGAAUGGUAUAAUAGAAGAGGAGGAAAUGGAAGAUGAGGGAUCCGAUGGAGAGGAAGAGGAUCUAUCUUGA